AUGGCUCAGGUAGCUCUAGAUGGUAAAUUGUCUUGUCCGAGUCCUUCUGGCAUUCCGAGUCCUUCCAUCCGACAGGAAAAAAAUUUCCCGACAACUGGAAAAAAAUUUCCCGACAACUGGAAAAAAAUUUCCCGACAACUGGAAAAAAAUUUCCCGACAACUGGAAAAAAAUUUCCCGACAACUGGAAAAAAAUUUCCUUCCAACUGGAAAAAAUUUUCCUUCCAACUGGAAAAAAUUUUCCUUCCAACUGGAAAAAAUUUUCCUUCCAACUGGAAAAAAUUUUCCUUCCAACUGGAAAAAAUUUUCCUUCCAACUGGAAAAAAUUUUCCUUCCGACAGGAAAAAUUUUUCCUGUUGUUCGUCCGUAAACCAUUCAAAUUUUCGAAAAUUGAGAACUUUUUGGCCGACCUUCAGGAAAAAUUUUUCUUUCCGACAGGAAAAAUUUUUCUUUCCGACAGGAAAAAUUUUUCUUUCCGACAGGAAAAGUUUUUCUUUCCGACAGGAAAAGUUUUUCUUUCCGACAGGAAAAGUCCUUCCUUCCGACAGGAAAAGUCCUUCCUUCCGACAGGAAAAGUCCUUCCAUCCGACAGGACACAAACGAAUGUCCGACAUACCACCAACCGAGUCCAUUCCAAAGCCAGAAGAACCGACAGCCCCAGCACCACAACAGACUAA
Messenger RNA from Trichomonas vaginalis G3, 675 nucleotides. RefSeq lists its product as uncharacterized. NCBI's taxonomy places the organism in Eukaryota, Parabasalia, Trichomonadida, Trichomonadidae. Bases 1 to 675 code for a protein of 224 amino acids. The record is from RefSeq and is a predicted model, not a curated record. The transcript has a single exon.